Dendrobium catenatum is the source of this 630-nucleotide messenger RNA. Its product is annotated as protein LURP-one-related 6. The record is from RefSeq and is a predicted model, not a curated record. The transcript has 3 exons. NCBI's taxonomy places the organism in Eukaryota, Viridiplantae, Streptophyta, Magnoliopsida, Asparagales, Orchidaceae. The coding region runs from base 19 to 630 and encodes 203 amino acids.
CCUUCUCAUCUCUUAGUCAUGGCUGAAGGAUCAUCAAAUCUUAUGCCUAUUGUUAGUAAGAUCUUCUGUUCUCCUUCCCUCUCAACAUUGGUGGUUCGUAGAAGGCCUCAUGUAAUCAAUGGAGGUGGAUUUGUAGUCUCUGAUUGCAACCAGAAGGUAGCUUUUAGUGUUGAUGGCUGUGGAAUUCUGGGAACUAAGGGAGAACUUGUUGUGAGAGACAGUGAUGGAUCCUUAAUACUUCUAAUUCAUAAGAAGGGGGGCAUCAUUCAAGCAAUUAGCACCUGCUCUCAAUGGAAUGGAUAUACAAUGAAUUAUGAGGGGGCUAAAGACAAAGUUUUUAGUCUGAGUGACUCAAAGCCAUUAUUUGCACUGAGAAGGUCUACAAAGAUUUACAUUGAACCUAAGAGGAUGAACAAAGACUACUACUUUGAGGUCAUUGGCUCCUUUCCUCAGAGAAAUUGCUCCAUUGUAACUUCCAAGGGAAUUGUUGCUGCUCAGGUGGGAUUCAAGGAGAUGAAUGGAAGCAAGGAUUUAUAUUCUCUUGUGGUGCAGCCUGGCUUUGAUCAAGCAUUUGUUGUUGGAGUAAUUGCAAUCUUAGACUACUUAAAUGGAGAAUCAACAAGUUGCUGA